CAUCAUCUUCUUGUUUCUUCUUUCUCUUUCUCUCUAUUUCUAAUUCUAUUUCUAUUUCUAUUUCUUUUUCUUCGUCUUAUUUCUAUUGAAAGAUAAAAGAAAAACAUUGGAAAACUCUGUGUUUCUAAUUCUGGAAACUGAACAUUUCUUCGUACAAAAAAAAAAAAAGAAAAAAAAAACAAGAAACGAAAUGAUUUAAACGAUAAACUUCAAGACACACGAGCCAGUGCGUUGAAAUUAAUUUGAUCAUUGAAAAACGGUGGACUAAAAUUAUAGGCCAAAAUCUUACGUGGGAAGGAUAUUUGUGAAAACCAAACGAAGAAUUUGUUAUUGUUAAUCUUCAUCCUAAUUUCUAUCGAUCGCCGAUAGGAUAGAUCAUCUAUCAUCGGGAACUUAUCGAAUCUUUGGACUGGACUGCCGACGAGAAUGCCGAGUUCCGACUGAUUACACAUGCCGUGGUCGUAGCUCUUGGGAAGGAUGUUCCACGGGGGCGGAAGUGGCGGGUACGGCGCAAGCUCCGACUAUCAGCAACAAUCUCAGCAACAACAACAGCAACACGGACAACAACUGCAAGCCCCCGUUUACGUACCUUCGUCCAGACCAGCAAUCCCUUCUGCAGCCACGGCAGCCCAAUAUCAUUCCUUUGCCGGUUCUGCUUCACCUGCGUGGGAGAAAACGGCGUCUUGGCAACAUGGCGUCGAAACGUACGCUGCCCACCAUGCAUUGGCUGGUCACACGAGUGCUUCCAGUGCAACGAUGGGUCCACACACUGGUCAUGCUCAUCCUCAUGCUGGCCAUCCUCAUACGGCACAUCCCCAUUCUACCCUCGCAGCGGCUGCACCCUUUUAUGCCCAGAAUGUCGCGAUGAUGUCCUCAUGGCGUGCUUAUGAUGGCGCUGGAUUUCAACGUGCUUCGCCAUACGACACGGCGAUGGACUUUCAAUUUGGCGAGGGUCGAGAGUGCGUCAAUUGUGGGGCAAUUUCCACACCGUUGUGGCGAAGGGACGGCACUGGUCAUUAUCUUUGCAACGCAUGCGGGCUUUAUCACAAGAUGAACGGCAUGAAUCGACCGCUCAUCAAACCGUCAAAACGCCUGACGGCUACGAGACGGCUAGGAUUAUGCUGCACAAAUUGUGGUACACGAACAACGACAUUGUGGAGGCGUAACAACGAUGGUGAACCGGUGUGCAAUGCAUGUGGCUUGUAUUUUAAAUUACACGGUGUUAACAGACCAUUGGCAAUGCGAAAGGAUGGAAUUCAAACGCGGAAACGAAAACCUAAAAAGACACCAGAACCAAAUGCCAGAUCUAGUACGGCGGAACACGAGACAACAGCAUCGAGCACGUCGUCACCUUCUAUGGGAAGAACAUUGCCCACGCCUGUCGCUUGCAAAGUUUGCGGUGAUCGUUCUUAUGGGAAACAUUAUGGCGUUUAUUGCUGCGAUGGUUGUUCAUGUUUCUUCAAAAGAUCCGUACGUCGUGGCACACUCUUCACUUGUAUAGCAAGUACAGGAACUUGUGCCGUUGAUAAAACGCGAAGAAAUUGGUGUCCACAUUGUCGAUUGAAGAAAUGCUUUUCCGUCGGCAUGAACACGGCAGCUGUUCAAGAAGAAAGAGGACCACGUAUACGAAAUCGAACUAUUUCAUCGUCGAAUAACAAUAAUUCAGACAUUAUUUGGAAAUCAAGAAACAAUCCAAGCGACUCUUGUAAAAGAUAUCUAAAUACAUUCGAAAUUCCUUUAAUAUUUAAAACAAAUACGAUGAGUACAUCCAUAAAAUCGUUUUACGAGCCACGAACAGACAACGAUGCUUUACUUCCUGCGAUCCUACGACAUGUACAACCUCCAAGAUUCAUUGCACCUGGUGAUGCCAUUAGAUAUGAAAUUUCGGCACAAAUAUUUCUCGCUACGAUACGCGGGGCUCGACGACAUCGUGAUUUUUCAAUUCUCGACAUCGAAGAACAAAAUGUGAUUCUACGGAAAGCAUGGUCAGCGGUAUUCGUUUUACGUGCCGCUACUUGGCCUUUCGAUUUAACGAAUCUCGGUAUUACAAAUCCAACAGGAAACGAAAGUGCUUUCGUUUCUUUACAAGCAGCACGUACUACGAUCUCCAAUUUGCGUCUUGAUGACACUGAAUUGUCCAUUUUGGAGACCUUCGCUUUAUGUCGACCUGAAAUCGCUCGUACUACAGAUGGCAUUCGAUUGAUAAUGAAAGCAAGAGAAUCAGCUGUGGAAACUUUUAUCGGCCAUCUUCGAAAACAAGGUGAUCGUGGUCAUAGAUUAACGCAAAUUAUGUUUCUAUUACCUAUCCUUACUGGAUGCUGUCCCGGAGAAUUAUCUAAUGAUCUUUUUGCGCCUAUAAUUGGUAAUAUCGAUCUCGAAAGAGUAAUAGCAUCGAUACGAUAAUCGAUAGAUUGACUCGAUAAAUCAAUCCUAAUUGAAUACAAACGUAGAAAAUAAACAUAU
This is a messenger RNA of Vespa mandarinia (Asian giant hornet), 2463 nucleotides long. RefSeq lists its product as uncharacterized. Gene Ontology annotation, biological process: cell fate commitment; positive regulation of transcription by RNA polymerase II; negative regulation of transcription by RNA polymerase II. Lineage: Eukaryota; Metazoa; Arthropoda; Insecta; Hymenoptera; Vespidae. The record is from RefSeq and is a predicted model, not a curated record. Gene Ontology annotation, molecular function: DNA-binding transcription factor activity, RNA polymerase II-specific; RNA polymerase II cis-regulatory region sequence-specific DNA binding; zinc ion binding. Gene Ontology annotation, cellular component: nucleus.